AUGAGAGCCCCGUCGAGGGCUCAUGAUCUCCCAGAACACCUAAAAUUCCGCACAAAGCUCCGUCUCGCCGCUAUCCUAGUCGCAAUCUAUCUCGUUCUCUUCGUCGCAGCAUUCGAUCAAACUAUCAUUGCAACAUCCAUCCCAACGAUAUCCGCCUCUCUGCACUCCGCCUCGGGCUACACAUGGAUCGGUGGUGCGUACUUGCUGGCCAACACCGCGGCCGGUCCACUCUGGGCGAAAUGCAGCGAUAUUUGGGGUCGCAAGCUUGCCCUCCUAUCAGGAGUUGCCAUCUUCGCCGCAGCUAGUAUAAUCGCAGCGAUGAGUACAAGCAUGGCGAUGCUCAUCACUGCGCGAGCGCUACAGGGCACGGCAGCCGGUGGCCCUAGGCCAGAUGGUGACGAUUACAAUCUCGGACGUCUUCAGUAUGCGCAACCGAGCAUUGUUUCUCGGCUUACUCGGCGUGAUGUGGGCAGUCGCAGGGUCGACUGGACCACUAAUUGGGGGUGCAUUCACACACUAAGCGAUGGAGUUAAAGCUGUGGACUGGUUUGGCACGUUCUCCAUUUUCGGUGUUACCCUUCUCCUUCUCGGAUUAGACUUCGGCGGCGCAAUAUUCCCCUGGAACAGUCCGAAGGUUAUCUGCUUGAUUGUGGUUGGAACACUCAUGAUCGCGUUCUUCCUCUUCAGUGAAAAACGUCUAGCCAAGUAUCCCCUGAUGCUACUCGGCUUGUUCAAGAACUGGUCCAAUAACGCGGCCUUUUUGGCUGCAUCGGCGCACAGCAUGGUCUCCAUGGGCGUGAAGUAUUACCUCCCGCUGUACUUCCAAAAAGCGACCAUGGAUAUCAUAGUUGGUAUUCUGAUCCGGCAGACAGGUCGAUACAAGGGAGAUCAUCUGGGCUGGACCAGUAUUAUCGGGUUCCAAAUCGCCAGCGGCAUCGGCAUUGCAUUUUUAUUCCAGUUACCCAUGAUCGCGGUUCAAAACACCGUCAGCCAGGCCGACACGGCAACAGCAACGGCGACAUUGGGUGUCAGCGAACCUGUCCGCCAGGCCUUAUCCGGUAGGCAAGCAGCGGCACGUGUGGACAUCGGCAAGACCAUACAGGACCCAGUGCAGCGUCAUGCAGUGCAGGACGCUUUUGUAUGGAGUAUCAGGAAUAUGCUUAUUAUGUAUACCUGCAUCGCGGGGAUUGCGAUGAUAGCGAGCGCUUUUAUGAAGCAACUGAAGCUGAGGACCGAAUACACAGAGACGAAAACGGGAGCCCAGCAGUUGACGAAGUAG
This is a messenger RNA of Aspergillus tanneri, 1278 nucleotides long. RefSeq lists its product as uncharacterized. Bases 1 to 1278 code for a protein of 425 amino acids. The transcript has 6 exons. Gene Ontology annotation, biological process: transmembrane transport. Gene Ontology annotation, molecular function: transmembrane transporter activity. NCBI's taxonomy places the organism in Eukaryota, Fungi, Ascomycota, Eurotiomycetes, Eurotiales, Aspergillaceae. The record is from RefSeq and is a predicted model, not a curated record.